Molecule: messenger RNA, 2108 nt
Organism: Liolophura sinensis
Lineage: Eukaryota; Metazoa; Mollusca; Polyplacophora; Chitonida; Chitonidae
Product: prolyl 4-hydroxylase subunit alpha-1-like
Exons: 13
Coding region: 1-1632 (543 amino acids)
Biological process (GO): peptidyl-proline hydroxylation to 4-hydroxy-L-proline
Cellular component (GO): endoplasmic reticulum
Molecular function (GO): L-ascorbic acid binding; procollagen-proline 4-dioxygenase activity; iron ion binding
Source: RefSeq, a predicted model, not a curated record
AUGGCCACACGUUCUCUCUCGCUGCUCCUCGGGCUGCAAUUUUACUGCACUGUCGCCGUAUACGGAGAGAUCUUCUCCUCUAUUGCCAGGCUCCAAAGCUUAUACGCCUCUUCCAGCAGUAUCCUACAACAACUGGACGACUACAUCGGGAAGGAGGAGGAACGCCUGCAGGUUUUAAGAAGUAUUCGCGAAGAGGUGUCUGCUCUGCAGGACAUCGCUCCGGACACCGGUCUGACCGUUCCGGAACAUCCGAUUGGAGCUUACCAUAUGAUCAAAGCUUUAUCUCACCUCAACCAGACCAUAUCCACAGCAACGGUCAGCACAAACGUCUUUCAGUCUUACCUACAAGCCCUCAGCCAACCAUUACCCAGUGAGUCAGAUUUCCGCGGUGCCAUCAGUGCCAUACUCAGACUGCAAGCCAUUUACCGGCUUCCCACACACGAUCUUAUGGAGGGCAUGGUCAGAGGUAACACGGCAAAAAGAUUGAAUCCCAGCGACGCUGUUGCCAUUGCUAAAAUCGCCAGGAAAAGUACCAAUUACCGUCACUUGACAGUAGAAUGGUUGAAGGAAGCUUAUGAGGCGUACGUAACAAGACGAGAGCAGUCAGGGUUAGAUCUAAAGGUUCAUCUCCUUAACAUCACCAAAGAAUACAUACAGUAUUCGGACUGGAUGAAUGCAUGGUUGUAUGUCAACAAAGCCAAGGAGACAUACCCACACGAUGACGAGGUGAUGUUGGUAUACAGAGACAUUGAGGGCACAAUAAAGCACGCGACGACGGUUGGUCUGAGCCUCCACAGCUUCCACGGAGCUCCAGGAUAUAGCGAAGACGGCUGGUGGAAAAACUAUAGCUCACUGUGUCGUGGGGACCAGGACGCAAUAACGUCGAAUUGGAAAAGCUCAUUCUGUAGCCUGACUCCCACAUCUAUCCCGUUUUCGCCGGUAAAGACAGAAGUCCUGAGCACUCGACCAUUCAUCGCAAUAUUCCACGAUGUUCUGAGCAACUCCGAGGCGAUUAAAUUUAAAUCUGAAGCCUUCAACAUGCUCCUCCGUGCCAAUGUGGGGGACCCUGGUAAAGGGUUUGUAUCGGAGGCUCGAGUCGGCCAGCUUACCUGGCUUUACGAUACAAAUCCAAAUGUUCAUAAGAUAUCUCAACGGGUGAUGGACAUAACGGGACUGGACGUAACCAUAAGAAAUAACUUAUCCAGCUCAGAGCCAUUUCAGGUUGUUAAUUACGGAAUCGGUGGACAAUAUGAACCACAUUUUGACGUCUACGCUGACAGAUCUGCCUUGUUGGAUCUUCCCUCGUUUCUGAAAGGCAGUGGAGAGCGGCUUGCUACUUUUCUCUUCUAUCUCAAUGAUGUUACCGAAGGGGGCGCCACUGUAUUUCCCACGGCAGGAGUGAGAGUUCCGGCUAUCAAGAAUAGCGCCGCGUUUUGGUACAACCUAUGGCGGUCCGGUGAGAAUGAUCCGAUGACACUUCACGCCGGAUGCCCUGUCUUGCUUGGCCAGAAGUGGGUUGCUAACAAAUGGAUACGAGAGCACGGUCAGGAAUUCCGCCAUAGCUGCGGUUCUCACCCAGACUCGGUACAUCAUGAGUUCCCUGAACACCGCUGGGUCAUGAAUAGGGCUUGAACAGGUUCACGGGGCCGAACAUCAAACCAGGAUCAGUUUUACCAGCGGUGACACUGACCACAGUUUUAUCAACUGUUGAAGGUGGUUUUAUAAUCGCUCGACCAUGGAUACGGUUUUAUUAAUGCUUCACCAUGAACACGGUUUUGGCCAUGAACACGGUUUUAUCACGGGUUUGGCCGUCAGCACGGUUUUAUAAAGGGUUUGGCCGUGAACAACGUUUUAUCACGGAUUUGGCCGUGAACACGGCUUUGUAAGGGGUGUGGCGUGAACACAGUUUUAUCAACGUUUAACCGUAAACACGGUUUUAUCACGGUUUUGGCCGUGAACACGGUUUUAUCAACGUUUAACCAUGAACACGAUUUAUUAAUGCUUGAACAUGAACUCGGUUUUUAUCAAACCCUUAGUUUUGGAGGACUCGGUACAUAUACCACUUUGAUGUCAGUUCCUCUCUUCGUCUCUGUGCAUGUCUCUGUCUU